UCGCCACCUAUCCUUGCUUUACCCCUUCAGACGUCUUUGGCCUUCUGACUUCGGCUCCUGGCUCCUGAAAGCAGUUGGUCCUGCCGGGCCCCUUAGUGGCAGCUGAGUCUGGGUCUCCCUCUCCCGGCUAGGAAGGGAGGAAACCGUCCUGCACCUUCUUGAACCCAGCCAGCUCAACUGGACACGUGUUCCCUGUGCCUUAUCUUUGUGAAUGCAUUCUGAGAACAAAGGGAAUGAGUUGGAGUUUUUGAAGAUUUCCAAGAAGCAUGCACCUUAAAAGAAGAUCAUGAGUCACUUCCUUGAAAUAGCCCAGUUCCUUUAGCUUCUGUCAUUUCAGGCUUCACCUUCCUGAUUGCCCAGCCUGCUUCUCCUGGUCUCUAGGAAUACUUUUCUUUAAAGACGUACCGUACACUCUCUCCCAAAUUUGUAUCUGCAACCUUAGGUACAAGUUUCUGAGCUUCAGAGUCACAGAUCUACUUAUCUAUUUACUGUUCCUGUAGUUGUGUUGCACGUUUAUUUCAAUGUCAGCAAGAUCAAAACUGCCUCAUCAUUUCCACCUCUCCUCACCCCACGCCUGCUCUUCCUCCAGUGGUCCCCAUCUCAGUAAAUGACAGCUUGUCAGUCCGGUCAUGCCUGCCAUUGUCCUGGAAAUUGUUCUUGAUGUCUCCCUCUUCUAAACAUCUGGUGAUUUCAGACACUGCUGAUAUACUCUUCAGAAUUCGAGGAGGUCUUGAUCUAGCUUUUCAGCUAGCUACUCCUAAUGAAAGUUUUAUCAAGAAAGCACUCAAGCAUGUGUUAAGUGACUUGUCAGCCAAGCUUUCUUCAAAUGCUCUUGUGUUCAGAAUUUGCCAUAGUUCCGUGUAUAUCUGGCCAAACAGUGACCUGAGCACCAAUCCUGAACUGACAGAUAGCUCUGCUUGUAAGAACAUUAUGCGCUUGAUUCAAUUUGAACAGGAAGAAGAUACAAAACGAAAAUUCAUGAAAAAGAAAGACAAAAAGCUGUCAGACAUGCAUCAGAUAGUCAACAUAGAUCUUAUGCUGGAAAUGUCAACCUCUCUGGCAGCCAUGACACCCAUCAUUGAAAGAGAAAGCGGAGGGCACCACUAUGUCAGUAUGACUUUGCCCGUCGAUGCUGUUAUAGCUGUUGCACCUGAAGAAACCUGGGGAAAGGUUCGUAAACUUCUGGUUGAUGCGAUUCAUAGUCAGCUAACCGAUAUGGAAAAGUGCAUUUUGAAAUAUAUGAAAGGAACAUCUAUUGUGGUCCCUGAACCAUUGCACUUCUUAUUACCUGGGAGAAAAAAUCUUGUAACAAUUUCAUAUCCAUCAGGAAUUCCAGAUGGUCAGCUGCAGGCCUACAGAAAGGAGUUACAUGAUCUCUUCGAUCUGCCUCAUAACAGACCGUAUUUUAAAAGGUCCAAUGCUUAUCACUUUCCAGAUGAACCAUACAAAGACGGAUACAUUAGAAAUCCACAUACUUAUCUCAACCCACCUAACAUGGAGACUGGUGUGGUUCAAAUAGUUCAGGGCAUCUAUGGGUACCAUCAUUACAUGCAAGAUCGGAUAGAUGACAAUGGCUGGGGCUGUGCCUAUCGGUCUCUGCAGACCAUCUGUUCCUGGUUCAAACAUCAGGGCUACAUGGAGAGAGCCAUUCCCACGCACAGGGAAAUUCAGCAGGCUCUGGUGGAUGCUGGGGACAAACCCGCAACAUUUGUCGGAUCACGCCAAUGGAUCGGAUCUAUUGAAGUACAGCUGGUACUAAACCAAUUGAUUGGUGUAACCUCAAAAAUAUUGUUUGUCAGCCAAGGUUCUGAAAUGGCCUCUCAGGGACGGGAACUGGCUAAUCACUUCCAGAAUGAAGGAACUCCUGUGAUGAUUGGAGGAGGAGUUUUGGCCCAUACAAUACUGGGAGUUGCAUGGAAUGAGAUCACAGGACAAAUAAAGUAUCUGAUCCUAGAUCCACAUUAUACAGGUGCUGAAGAUCUACAGGUCAUCUUGGAGAAGGGUUGGUGUGGAUGGAAAGGCCCAGAGUUUUGGAACAAAGAUGCCUACUACAAUUUAUGCCUUCCUCAGCGGCCAAAUGUUAUUUAGCACAUGUUGAACACAAAGACUCUAGUAAAAUUGUAUUAUAAAAUUUAUUAAUAAAGAAUAAGCUUAAUUUCAA
Sorex araneus (European shrew) is the source of this 2161-nucleotide messenger RNA. RefSeq names its product UFM1 specific peptidase 2 (gene UFSP2). The transcript has 12 exons. Bases 661 to 2088 code for a protein of 475 amino acids. The record is from RefSeq and is a predicted model, not a curated record. Lineage: Eukaryota; Metazoa; Chordata; Mammalia; Eulipotyphla; Soricidae.